Messenger RNA from Trypanosoma brucei brucei TREU927, 2499 nucleotides. RefSeq lists its product as hypothetical. The coding region runs from base 1 to 2499 and encodes 832 amino acids. The record is from RefSeq and is a predicted model, not a curated record. The transcript has a single exon. Gene Ontology annotation, cellular component: cytosol; intracellular membrane-bounded organelle. Gene Ontology annotation, molecular function: phosphatidylinositol phosphate binding; guanyl-nucleotide exchange factor activity. Gene Ontology annotation, biological process: endocytosis; endocytic recycling. NCBI's taxonomy places the organism in Eukaryota, Euglenozoa, Kinetoplastea, Trypanosomatida, Trypanosomatidae.
AUGAAUGGUGGAGGCUUGCAACCUGCUGGUGGUGCGUAUGGUGCGAAGGAUGUCUCACCCAUUGGGGAGGAAGGUCUCUUCAUCCAAGUCCCGUCAUGCCAGUUUGGUUCUGCGUGCUUGCGUGCCGCUGGAUCUGGAACAGCCAUGGAUGUGGUAUGCUACAACAGUGGUAGCUAUGGUGAAGACGAGAAGAGAACAGAUGAUGAAGGUUACUUGUACGGUUUUACGUACUUUAUUUACACAGGGUGUGCCGCGGAGGGAUUACUAAUCACCAUACUUUCCGCAUCCCCAUUGUUUAAUACAAUGCGCACUAUCGUGCUGGAGACUGUCCCUCAUGUUCUUUGCAUUUCCCAUGGGAUUGGCAGAGGGCACUUCGGUAGUCAGAACGUCGAAGGGCUGGCGAGAGCUGACAAUUCGGCUUACACCAAAGCAAUGUGGCCGCUUUCGGACCUAGUUGACGGUUGCAGUAACGCUUGCAAAACUCCCGUCAACAAUCACUUUUACUUGCAAUUUGAGCGUGCGUCAGUUCCUGUUAUUCGCCCGAAUGACCUUCACCAUCCUUUUACUGAUGUUCCACUGCGGACUCUGUGCUUAAGUUUUUCUUACGACGCUCUCCGCGUGAUACAUUCCUUGCUGCUGCAGGAGGAGCGAGUCGUUUUUAUUGGUGUAACUCCGCAGCAUGCUUCCGCGUGUGUUAUUAGUGCGCAGUCGAUGCUCGUUCCCUUUAUAUGGGCGCUUCCUAUUGUUCCGUACCUUCCGCCGGAAGGUUUUGGUGUUGUGGAGGAAAUGUGGGCAAGCUCUUCGUUUAUGUUGGGGUCGACAGCGGAGAUCCUCCCGCGUUUGAUGUUGUAUGGAAGUGACACUGCAGGAGUGGACCGUGCUCACAUUUGGAUAGCGGACGCACGCACAGGAUUUGUGGGUGUAUCGCCAGAUCAUAGCCGGCGGUUCUUUUUCGCACCGACUGACUUGGUGCCAUCAAGUGACAAGGUGGAGGACGCCGUUAAAUCGCUUGUCUCCAAGGAACAGCGGCAAGCAUUCCGACAGGUGCUAGGAGCUGUGGUCGCGCAGGCUCAUGUUUGCUCGGUUGCUGGGUCAGGGGCUCUGUCCACGGAUCGCUCGUUGAACUCUUUAUUUCAUGUGGAAGCUGCCCCGAUGGGGGAGGCACAUGAUGCAUUUGUUGAGUAUAGUGCAUCUCGCCUUUUGGGGAAUUAUAGAAAAGGACUCUCUCCUAUGAGAAACACAGGUGGUAGCUACUUCGAAGGUCAUGAUUCUAGCACCACAUGGCGGCAACCUAACCGUAUCGUCUACUCUUUGGAUUACCAGCGUUUUCUUCCAGACAACCUCGGUGGUAAUUCUAAAUUUGCAACUGCCAUUUCCAAGACGCGGUUAUACCAUAAUUGGGAAGUGGCAACCCUUUCGGUUGAGACGCUAGGUUUGCUAUCGUUUUUGGACGGAACGAUCGUACGGCAAUCAUGUAGUAAUAGGCUGUAUGAGCAGAAUUCUCACAGUUUACGAGGAGGAGAGAGGGAUCCGCUUUCGAAGAACUACUACAUUUCUCACCCCCGGAUGAUAGGAAUGCUUUCCUCUUUCUAUAUUCGGGCUUCGCGGCGCUUCCCAGAUCUCUACCAGGAUUUACCCGCUGCUGACGUGGCGCGCUUGAGCGCUGCAAUGUUAGCGAAGGCGGGGCGUGACCAAGGCGGCACUGGAGCAAGCAAAAGUAAGAGUGGCAAGGGGCUGAUGCGUAGCCUCUUCUCAAAGGCAACCAAAGCGGUUAAAAGCAGCCUCACAACUAGCCGUCAGCGUAUUCCUGUACACGUAUUCGUUCAGGCACGUAGCAGUCUAUCAAGUGAUGCGAAGCACAGCGAUCCUGAUAAAAUUUUGAAGGCGAGUAAAGGUAUAAAGGACGUUCCCCCUACCACGCAGAAGACACCCCCGGAACAAGAUUUGGGGUCAACAUCGAUUCCCCGCCCAAUUACUCCUUUGGGUACCGGGGAAUCGGAGGAAGAUAUAACCAGGUCAUUUUCGGGGGCGGCGUGUGGUGCGGAAACUUCCGGCAUGCUUCAGAAUGAGGCGACGGGGGCAGACGGGUCGGGAAUUCCCAUGCCCUGUAGACUGCUGCCCUUGGAUGUUAUCCAUAACUUUGGUCAGUAUCACAGACUAUUGGAUCCGACAAAAGACACUGCGUACACAACGGGCUACCGCGUCGACACCUCGCAAGAGGUGUGUACACAUCAGUUGGAGAUAUUUUUGGAACUAGGGCAGUUGUUCGCGGCUGACGUAAAUAUUUGGCUGUUCUUGGAGGCAAAACGGAGCAAACUCCUGACCAAGGGGCACCCACCAAAGCAGCAACCUCCGGAGGAACGGGCGGAGCCGCCUCCCGAUCUUUGGAUCAUGGAUAGUGGUGUUGGGCCUUGCGCCGUACCAUUCGAGGCCCAGCCGCUUCCGUUUUCUAUGGAUUUGAUUACUGGAUCACCCGAGCUACCGCCUCCUUUUCAGUAA